Molecule: messenger RNA, 3401 nt
Organism: Jaminaea rosea
Lineage: Eukaryota; Fungi; Basidiomycota; Exobasidiomycetes; Microstromatales
Exons: 2
Coding region: 343-3042 (899 amino acids)
Biological process (GO): positive regulation of transcription by RNA polymerase II
Molecular function (GO): transcription cis-regulatory region binding; metal ion binding
Source: RefSeq, a predicted model, not a curated record
CCUCUCCUCGUCCCCUCAUCAACUACUCCAAUCCGCUUUCUGCGGCGGAGGACGGGUGAGGAUCAGCCACGAAAUCUACAAACGCCAUCUUCUACGCCUCUCCUCCUCAUCGACUCGGCCGCUUAACUGCGCGUCGUAUUCGCCACUCGACCCUCUGGCCUCUGUAUCCUCCUGUCAAGCGCAGCAGAUUCGUACUAGCUGCAUCUUUCUCGCUCUUCUCAAUCGUCUUCUGCGACUACGACGCUAUUGCUCUGCGAGGCGACGUGCCAAGAGGUAUCCAGUAAUCUGCUCAUGAGCGUACACGCAAAUUCGACCGCCGCGUCCACCCCGCGAGGCAAACAGAUGACGACCAGCAACGGCUUCUCGCAAGGUGGUGGUGGUGGCGGAGGCAGGAAUCGUGGCCAGGACAUCAGCCAUUUACUCUCCUUCACGCUGCCACCCCGAGCUCGCCCCCCGGCGCCCGUUAGUCGUCGAUCUCGUCGCAGCGGCCCCUCGCAGCCAUUCAACAAAGAGCGCUACGUCGCAGCCCAGUAUCGCUUUCUUGUCAAGCCGACGGGCGACUACACGGCCUACUUCGCAGACGCCGACAUCUACCUCAACUGGGGCGACAUCCUCUCCGUCCUCAUCCCAACUUCGUCAGCCCUUUCAGGGGCAUCAACUUCUUCCCUCACAGCAGCCUCUCAACCAUCACUCGAGUCGCAUGAGGGAGCUGCUUGUCCCAUCUGCUUGAGCCCGCCGACAGCGCCGAGGAUGACCAAGUGCGGUCACGUCUAUUGCUACCCUUGCAUCCUCCAAUACUUGUCAACGACUGACGGGCCGUCAAACAUGGGCCCGUUGCCCAUUCCUGGAGCGGCACCGGCUGCGCAGCUACCAGCGGGCACUCCAUUGUCUGGCCCCACCAAUCGGAUGUGGAAGCGAUGUCCCAUCUGCUGGGACGCAGUGUAUGCACGAGACCUCAAGGCAGUCAAGUGGUGGGAUCCAAAGGCAGUCGCUCUCGACAGGCAAGGCGAUGAUACCUCGCCCGAGGCUGAGCCCUCUGUCGCGCCCACCGAGUGGCUCAGAAUGCGUCUCAUUGAACGUCCGCAAAUCACCACAUUGGCAUUGCCUCAGUCAUCUACCUGGCCCACGUCCUCGACAUCUCCCUCGGAUCAGCCCUUGAUCGCCCAGCACCAAGCACCCUGGCACUUCCAACCCGACGUGAUGACCUUCUCCAAGUUCAUGCUUGCCACGCCUGACCUCCUGCUCGGCUCACUCACGCAAGACGUAGAUGAGCUGGCUGCCGAGAAGUCGCUACUCAAGUCAAUGGGAGCCGGCGGGCCAGGCACAGGGGACAACAGCUUGGCAUACGUCGACCUCGCAGAGAGGAAAGUGCGCGAGCAGAUGGGCAAGGUGCUCAAUGAGCUCGACACGCCAGUAGUGCGAAGCACAAUUGGCCAGGCCAAGAACGACCUCAAGGAGCACGACGAGGCGGAGCAGGGUAGGAGGUUGAGGGAGGGAGAGAAUCUCAGUCGUCGUCAGAGGCGGCAGGCUGAGAAGCAACAGGCGGCGGCGGCGGCGGCGCAAGACGAUGGGAAGGAUCAGGCGGGAGACCAGGGCGACGGCGCUGCAGACAAGGAUGAGACCGAGUCAGAGAAGCCAACAGAGUCAGCCGUCGGAGCUGAAGACUUUCUUGCGCUACGUGCCUCAAGUCAAGGAGGCUCCUACGGCAGUAGGGCUCGUCAAGAGUCGCAAGCAGAUGUCGCUACUACAGGAAGCGCCCCUGCGAGCUCCUCGGCAGACGAGAGCGCUACUCCUCCGCCGCCUGUUACCAAAGGCCCAGCCCGCUCGCGUCGCAACCUCAAUCCUCCGAACCCUUCUCCCUCGUCCUUCUUUUUCUACCAAGCCUCCUCAGGUCAGAACAUCUUCAUGCACCCACUAGACAUCAAGAUUCUCCACUCUCAGUUCGGCAGCUACGCUCGUUUCCCGCGCGAUAUAGCUGUCAAGGUGCAGAGCGCAGAGGAGGGCAGUAUGAAUGAAGAGCUGCGCAAGAGGUGCAGGUAUUUGACGCAUCUGCCGAGAGGCACGGAUGUCGUAUUUAUUGAGAUUGAUUGGGAGGUCAUGGCUGCGGCCAAGGAGGGUGGCCCGCCUCCGUUGGUCAGCAAAGCGACUCUCAAGCCGUACGAGCAGGUGCUGCGUGCACGCCGCAACAAGCGACGCGAUAAGGAGCGAAGGGAGGAUAGAGCGAAGCUCAAGGCCGAGGAAGCAGAGGCGGCUAGGCGACCGCCGAUCACCACCACAACUGGCUCUGGCGGUGCGCAAGCAAUGCCCAUGGGCUCGGGGCGGCGCUCUCGGGACAGUCAUCCUGACCUUCAGCUCUCUCAAAGCUACGGCAGCAGCGUCGGCGGAGGAGGGGACAGUGCCUUCUCGAACAUGUCUGGCCACUCGGCAGGCGCAGCCGGUACAUCACCCACCUUCAUGGAGGCCGCAAUGUGGGGCGCAGAGCGUCACUUCCCCGUUCACCCUGGUGCCUCGGCUGAUCAUGGCUCGGGGGAGGAAGACUUCCCUGCUGUCGCGCCCUCCUCCAACUUUCCCUCUGGCCCCUCCCCACCCCUCGCCCCUUCCACGCGCACUGUCUGGGGCACUCCCGCAGCAGCUCGUCCUUCCUUUGCCUCGACGUUGCACGCCUCUUCGCGUGGGCAGCAGGGAGGAGGAUGGGAUGAGGACGUGGAUGAUGCCUGGCUGGAGCUGGAGGAAGGAUUCGUGCUUGGAACGAAUAACUCCAAGCAGGUGAGACAGGGUAGGGGACUCAACACGCAGCAGCAGGGUCAAAGGCGCAACUGCAACGCUAAUGGAGGAGAGAGGACACCGCAGGGGGAGAAGCCGAGCUUUGCACAACGGACCUCCUCUCAACCGCAGAGCCAACAGGGUACGCCCGCAGACAAGAAGGAGGAAGGUGGCGACUCCGCUGCCGCUAAGCCCCCUGCUGAGCAGCCACCGGCAAAGGGCAAGAAGCAGCGCAAGGCGAAGCUUGUGCUCACUGGUGGAGGAAGGGGGAUGGCUUGAGUGCUGACGCUACUUGAGCCAGAUAGCAUUGUGAAGUGACCCUUCCGUAGCCUGGGAUUGACUUUUCUCGAUUCGAUUUGCUUUGUCCGCACAGCAUUACUGUAUAUCGUACACACAACACAGACACAAUGACACAUUCCUUUCCCCCUCCAUCUCUACAUUGCCAUGCUCAGCUACAUCGCGAGCCCUGAUUGGCAAGCACUACACCGCAUAGCGCUGAGGAACAGCAUCUCUUCGGUCUCUAGUGCCUCAUCGAGGCGGAAGCGGCCAACGAAGACAACGUGAAGUGGCCUUGCCCUGGAGACAGAGGGAGUGACAGGCUGAUCAGAGGGACACGGGGCUGGCCCUCCUCCGCUUCG